Geodia barretti is the source of this 5473-nucleotide messenger RNA. Lineage: Eukaryota; Metazoa; Porifera; Demospongiae; Tetractinellida; Geodiidae. The record is from the annotation of a GenBank genome assembly.
CAGAGGGAUACAGGAUUAGGUCACCUGAAUAUAGGAGUGAGGUCGACGUAGGGGUUUUCCCUCACAUGUUUGACUAUCCAGUCGCUGACACUAAAGUUCAGACUACGCAGUUCAGUCAAGAAGGUCGGCUUGGCAACUAAGGGUGGACGAGAAUGAUCUUUUCUCUGUAUGUACGUCUGUUCUCACCAGUGUUACUAGUGGCAACACUGACAGAUGUGAGGCCAGCAGUUGAGCUGACAGCCUCCGAGGCAGUGGGCAGAGUCACAAGUUGCAGAGGUUUAGAUUGAGGGAGGCCAUUCUGCUGAUUCAGCAGUCCAGUCAGUCUGAUCCCUGCAAAGAGCCCUCGGCCUGGUUCUGAUUGGUCAUUUGAGGAACCCUCGCCAGUGGCUCGGGUACGCCGAGCCUUCUUAAGCACUCUUCCCUCAAGUUCUGACUGAGAAGCUCUUUCGAAUUGCCCAGCGUCUUCGGGCUCGUCUUCUCGGUCUAACGAUUCCUGCGUUAUCUGCCUGCCCGCCGCACGUUUCGACAUCUUUCGGAAAUUUUAAUUGCUGCGCACCAAGCGCGACCUUACUAUACACUUGCUUGGAGCUUGGUUGCGAUGGAAAGUAGUGGUCGGUUUCUCUUGUCAGAGAGAGACACGCAGCCGCUGGUUGCUCCUCUGGGGCUGUCAGGAAGGAUAAAGUACACGUGUGUAGACCUUUCUACAAACUUCAUAGCCUUGGGAGCUAACACAGGCGGCGUCUACUGUUUCCACAGUGACUGCAGAUACAUACAGCUACUGGCCAACAAGGAGGGAGGAGUGUCAGUUGUCAGGAUAUCUCCUGAUGAGCAGUACCUGGCAGUGGUUGCCGGGGGAGGCUGGCUGGUUCUGUGGGAGCUGAGGCUUUCUGGGGAUGGAGUCUGCAAGAGGUUGCAAGUCUCAGGUCUGCUGAAGGAGGCAGUAAUAAGAGAUGUGGUAUGGGAUGGGAGGAAAGGAAGACUGUUCCUUGGAGACAGUUUGGGUCGUGUGGCUGUAACUAGCCUGCCAAAGUCUGUGAAGAGGUCGAGUCUCCUCCGCAGAACAAAUGAGGUCAUCUUUCAAGACAAGUCUCCUGUAGUUCAGCUAGAUCUGCAUGGUGAUGUUCUCCUGGUGUCCACUGUUUCCAGGGCAGUUCUUCUACUGCUGUCUUCGGCCACUAAAACUGCUCUCCAGGUUGGGAGGAAACCUCGCGAUGGUCAGUUUGGAGCCUGUCUGGAUGUGAGAGAGAAACAGGUGCUCGUCUACUCCGCCAGACCUGGAGGAAGGCUGUGGGAGGCAGGACUGGAGGGGGAUGUGCAAUCUACAAUAAAGCUGAGGGAACUUUUUACAUCUUCUCCGACUCCGGUCCUUGGCUGUGGGUUUGAGCCGCAGUUUACGCCCGAAUUAAAGUCCCUCUCCAACCCCUCUUCUCUCUCCCUCUCCUGCCUCCUCUCUCUUCACAACAGCCACACUCUAGUCAGCUGGGAUGAUGCUGGACUGUACCUAUGGCAACCAUCGUCAUGGAAACUGACUGUGUGGACGAGGGACCUGGAAGGAAUAGUAGGUGUGGCCUGCCGACUGGGGAAAGGGGAAGAAGUGAAUCUCUGUAUAAUCGUUGACGGGGGGAAGAAGGUUGUCAUGGUAACCAUGGCAACUCUACCCCAAUGCAUUCAGUUCAUGGUGCAGGAGGAGCUAAAUCUGAUGGAGCAGGUUACCAAGUUGGUAUGUGCCAAUAUGGCGGCGAUUGUUUCCCUCCUUCCUCUGCACCCUUCCCUCCACCCGUCUCUCCUCACAAUCACCCACCACAGUGGCAGGACAUCCUCCAAUCCUCUCUCCCUGCAACUAUUGACUCUAAAAUCUCUUCUUUUACAACAACGCACGAAAGAAGAUGUCGCUGAAGUUGAGAACAGGGAAGAUGGAACGGAGGAGGAAGUAAAGGAAGAGGGAAAGGUUGAAGAUAAGAUUGUGGAGGAAGUGGGAGAAGAGAAGGAUGUGAAAGAAGAAGACAUUGAGCAAAGUGUGGAGCAGAUUACAGGCGAGGAAAACGCGAGGUUUGAUGUGCCCGAUGCAGUUGGUAAAGGUCCGAAGGUGUCACAUGGUCUGUCACAUGACGACAGCGAAGUGGGUGGGUGGCGACCUAGAGUUCACCGGAGGUCCAGUUCUUGGAGCGGUGUACAACAGGAGUUGGAUGCACUCCAACUGACUGGUGGGGAAGAUGAGGAGGAGGUGUGGUCUCUCUCUGGAAGCCACACCCCCUCCUACCCAUCCCUCUCCGAGGAAACCUCUCAGGAUCCUGUUUCCAUGGAAACACUGUCCCUGGAGUCGUCGUCAGAGCAACCACCAACUGGAGUGUCUCCACCCCAGCCACUGAGCAUGCCGUCCAGUCUUGACGACCACUCUCUGGUCCCUGGUGAGAAAGGGGCGGAGCCUAGCAAAAAGCCACGCUGCCUGAGGAGCCAGUCCUUACAGCUUACAGACCCUCCACGAAUUGCCAUGGCAACCCUGCUAGACCACGAUAGUGAUGAUGUCAUUGCAGUUCCGGUGCGAUUCUCUAUGGCUGGAAGUGAGAAUGGAGUUAAGGUUCGAUCCAAGAAGAAAACUAGACGCAGCAAGAAAUCUUCCUCUUCCUCCUCUUCCCUUCCUCAUGCUCCUACAUCUCUCCCCCUAUCUUUGUCUCCUUCCACUGCUGAUGUCAGAGAGCAGAGUCUAGGCCACAUUCCUGAGGAAGUCGUUCUGCCAUUCCCUGACGCUGGGCUCCCACACAGCCGGUACCAAUUGGACUCCGCCCACUUGCAGAAGGGUUCCAGUUUCAUAACCAAGAUGAGAGAACUGGCAAAACAGGGAGGACAGAACGAGGCACUGCAGGAGGCUCUGCAACAGCCGGUGAAGAAGGUGAAGGAGCUGCUCUCCUCCCUGGCAGCCCCUGUGCCCACUGCUCUCAGUCUUCAUGAGCCACAGACCGUCUUCCUCAACGAUGAGUUCCUUGUUCGUCAGGAGCUGCCUCAGCCCCUGAUGACUGGAGUCAACCAAUCAGAUCGUGCCAGGGAGUCACAUCACAGCGCUAAGGCUGUGACGCAGCAACACAACUUGGUAGACAGUGAAUUUACGGCAGCUACUCUGGAAACAAAGUAUGUUAGCGAAAGAUUGUGUGUGAGAAUGGUCGUUUCUUUGUUGCAGAGAAGCUCUGGCAUUGCCUGACGUGUACUGUUCCUCUGAUGCCCUGAAGGCCACAAUGAACAAAUGGUUGAUUGCUAUGGAGACUGCUGUUGGUUCUGAUGAGAAUGCUUUUCUGCGGGGAGUUGGUCGGGCCAUGGUAGUUGAUCUUCUAACACUGUCCCUUGAGGUGGAAGCUUAUGGCUCUGAGGAUGGCUUCAUUCCAUUCCUCAGUCGCUAUUCCAGACUGUUGCAUGGAAUGAGGACAUUGCGUGUGUUGGGUGCUCUGGAAUGGGGUGUGAGGAGGGAGGGGUGGAGGGUGCUGGUGAGGAAUGGGAGAGAGACAAGGGAGGGGGGUGCCGACUCGAAGAAGAUAACAGAUGUGAUAAGUGACAGUGCAUUAGCUGCUGACCUGCCUACCUACCUCUCAAGUCUGGUGAGCCCUGAUCCUGAGAGUCUUGUUGCCGUGUGUGUGGAGAAUUGGCCAAAUGUGCAGCCUUGGCACCUGGCUCUUGCGUGCUCCAUUGACCAAUCAGAUGGAAGCGAGGAGUCACAUGACACAGGGGAUCCCUUCCUCGGUGUGUAUGCUGGUUACCUCAGUAGACUGCUGGAGUUAGGGAGAUGUCUGCAAGGUGAUGAGGAGUGUGUACUGGCGUCUCUCGAGAGGAUUCUAGUCGCUGGUCCACCUCUCGAUCAGCUAGCCACACCGACACACAGACCAAGGUCUGCACUUCGGAGAUUAAACUUGAUGUACUCAAAGUUAUGGCAUUUUCCUCUCUCCCACGCUCAACUGCCUCCCAUACACAGGGCUUGGAGCCACAACGUCUCAUGGGUGCAUUCAAUUCUCUUGGACCAGCUGGUUCAUCUCUGUGUUGCCAUGACAAUGCCAUACCUCAAUAAAGCGGCCAGCCUCUGUGAGAAAUAUGGGUAUGUUUUUGGACUUGAAAUGGUGGAAUUGGGAGUAAUGUGAAUUGAGUGCUUGAAAAUAGAAUAUGUCUGUUUUGUGCAGAUACUGGCUGGGAGUGGUAGAACUAGCAGUUGCUAUGGGCAACAAGGAGAAAUCCCUGCUGAUUAUCCUGUACCUGAGAGACGCUAGCUUGCUGGACGGCUGUCAGAAAUGGGGUAUUCUGUUGGAAACAGUAUCCGAUUGGCAAGAGGCUCUGCAAGUUAUGAGUGACAUCACUAGUCACAUGAUUCCAGAUGAAAGUCAUGUGACUAAGGAGUUGACAAUGAGUGUGUUGGUACGUCAGCUGGUGGCCAGUGUUGGCCCCAGUCUGGCAGUGAAAAUCAUAGGUUCAGUGGGCGUAGUUGGGAGCGGGGUAUCAGAAGAGGAGGGGGUGGAGCUUCACUCUCUUCUGGUCCAACUUGCAGAUGUUCAUUCCCAGCAGAAGUCAAUGUCGCGGAGUCUUCUGGAGAAGGUGGAUCGCUACCUGUGGUCACGGAGACCAGCCGCAGUGUGUGCUGAGCUGGAGCUGAUGGAGGAGAGAGAGAGGGAGGGGAGAAAGAGGGGAGAGGUGAAGGAGGAAGUCCAGGGAGCCGUGGAGUGGAGCCCAAGGCUGGAGGAGAGCGGCAGACACUGGGGAGUGAGGGUGGGAGGCGGGGGAAGAUGUGGUGUCUGCCACCACUCUCUCUCUGUGAAGAUGUCAGCCCAGCAUCCAGGACUGCUUGUAUUCCACUGUGGUCAUGCUUACCAUCGUCACUGUCUUCCUGAGCUCGCCUGCUACCGCUGCUUCCAACAGAACCUUUCUGAACACUUUUCACACCAUUCAUCAUGAACACUAGUUUUGUCACUGUGAACUUGUUGAUGUGAAUUUAAAAAAUAUAUAUUUCUCUCCGAGUUGUUGAAAGUGCUACCACAAGGAUUGAGAGUUGUACAGCAACAAGUCAUGCAGUCCAGUCCAACGCCUGCUGUCGCUGUGAAGAUAGGUCAUGGAGGACUGCAGGGAUGGCUGAAGGAGAGGUAAAUGGUUCUCAUAGAGCCACAUCACCAGCCCCCACAUUAGGGCAGCAAAGAGAGGGAAAGGGGAGAGGGAAGCAGAGAGGGAGGACGGGGAAGGGAGCCAUCCCUGUUGGCGUGCCAGUCGAACCAGAGCCAUGGUAACCCGAGAGAGGAGGUAUAGGUUGAUAAUGCUUGAGACAAUGGGUGACCGGAGAUUAUGGCAAUACAAUGUCAUUCACAAUUCCAUUUGCCCAAGCGUUCAACAUCAGUUGAGUGGGUGAAGGCGUCGUUCAUUCAGCUAAAGCUAUCGUCUCUCUCACCUCCCCUCGUGGAAGAGGAAAGUCAUGACCAAGGAAUGCGGCAGCCUGAUCUUGACUCCGUAC